AUGCAUAUAGGUAAACACAUGUAGACCAUUGAGAUCGAGCUGUGGGGCAGAUCUUGGCUGGUAUGCAGUUAGAGUAACAGUGCAUAUAACAUGUAGAAUGAUGAAGUUGAUCGUCGUGAUUUUGACUGCCUUCGUGGCUGCAACGACUGCUAAAAACGCCACACUUUACAAAGUAGAGGAGCCUUCCAAGGACCAGUACAUCGUCGUCGUAAAGCCAUCGUAUGCACAUAAUGACGUAGAAGCUAUCAAGAAACUUAUCUUGAAUGACGUUUCUGGAAUCUAUAGUGGUGCUUUUAUAAAGCACACCUACGCCAAAGCCAUCAAGGGAUUCUCGGCUAAAUUGACCGAAAGAGCUGUCAAAAAGCUCCUUACGAGAGAAGAGAUAGAAUACAUAACCCAAGAUGGCGUCGUUCGAACAUCCGGUGUUGCAUCAUGGGGCUUGGAUCGUAUAGACCAGAGAGAGUUGCCUCUAGAUGGGAUCGCAAACUUCAAAGGCAAUGGUUCAGGGAUUAACGCGUACAUCAUCGAUACGGGUAUUUAUCCGGAGAGUCUUUACUUUGAUGGUCGAGCCACACCUGCCUUCGAUGCAUCGCCUAAGAAAGGAGCUUAUGGCAUUGAUUGUAACGGCCACGGUACCCACUGUGCCGGGAUCAUAGGAGGUAAUACGUACGGAGUGGCGCGUGGUGUGGAGCUGUUUGGAGUCAGGGUACUAGGAUGUAAAGGGUCUGGUGCAACCAGUGACGUCAUAGCAGGUAUCGAGUACGUUGCGGCGUCUGGCCAGCAGCCUGCCGUAGCAUCCAUGUCUCUGGGUGGCUUUCCCAACAAGGCUCUGGAUAAUGCUGUUCAAGGUUUGAUUGACGCUGGUGUCAUCGUGGUGGCGGCUGCUGGGAAUUUCGAUAUGCACGCAUGCAAGUCCUCACCUGCUCGAGUCACAGAGGCAAUAACCGUCGGUGCUACAGACAUCACAGAUAAACGGGCUGAUUUUUCAAAUUACGGAAAGUGUGUGGAUGUGUUUGCCCCUGGUGUUGACAUCCCGAGCGCAUGGAUCGGAGGCCCAGAAGAAACCCGUAUACUCAGUGGUACAUCUAUGGCUUGUCCUCAUGUUGCAGGGGCUGCAGCUAUCGCACUAGGUAACACACGUGGGCAAUCACCAACACAACUCAAGCAGGAGAUCAUAGACAACGCCACGACAGACGUCAUUUCGAAAGUCGGACAACGUUCGCCGAAUCGAUUACUCUACGUUCCAUAGAAUACUGUAAAUUCCGCCUGGAUUACUAUACCAUAAGAAUAACUAUAUUAGUGAUCACUGUGAGUCUUUGAUAUAGUAUUUUAACAAAGCCGUGUGGAUCAUAAUCAAAUGAUUGGCUGGGGUAGCUGGGGUAGCUGGGGUAACUAAUGCUAUACGCAUUAGUUGAAAUCCCGUGCAUUAUAUUCUUCAUGGAAAACAACCUCGUAAUAGAACGACACAUUUGGCAUAUACAUACUGGCAAAUUAUGAGUUUCUUUCAGCAGAGUUAAUUUCACUGAUGCCAAAAGCCCACAUGAAAUGGAAUAUAAUAGUCUUUAUAGAUUUAUGAAAUAUAUUUGCAUGACAAAUUCUGCAAUUUACUGAAUUUCAAAUCAACAGUCCGGACGCACAAUGUUCUGGGCUAUAAUUUUUUUUUUCUUCAUAUCUUUCCCUCCUGGAUUUUAUUUGUUUUCAUUUGCAACAAAUUAACAAACCUAUUUUCUUCUUAUUAUUAUAUGAAUAGAUUUGCAUGAUAAAUAGACAGAAAUACAAUACAAAAAGCACGGACAUGAAAGGUAAAGGUUAUCAAUAAUAGGCUGUAUUCUUCUAAGAACGUACAUAUAUUAUUUGUAAAUGUCCUUGUGAAGUUGUCAGAGUCACUUUUAUAACAAAUUUCGUGUAUUUAAUAUGUUUGUAUCUCUAAAUAUGUUCCCUAAAUAUAUACAUUUUGUUUUUAAAAAA
This is a messenger RNA of Strongylocentrotus purpuratus (purple sea urchin), 1968 nucleotides long. RefSeq names its product aqualysin-1. Lineage: Eukaryota; Metazoa; Echinodermata; Echinoidea; Camarodonta; Strongylocentrotidae. Gene Ontology annotation, biological process: proteolysis. Bases 98 to 1249 code for a protein of 383 amino acids. The transcript is spliced from 8 exons. Gene Ontology annotation, molecular function: serine-type endopeptidase activity. The record is from RefSeq and is a predicted model, not a curated record.